AUGAGCAGCAACACAAAGGCUGAAAUCAGCACCAUCCCCUUCGCCGAACCCAGCUACCUCCGCGGCCUGCCCAGUCCGUACUUCCAACCCACGCAUCUGGCCUUCCAACGCCGUUGCCGCGCCUGGUUUGCCGAGCAUUUCCUACCACACGCGCUCGAAUGGGAGACGGCCGGCACCGUGCCGGCGCACGUCUGGCACACAUUCAACGCGGCCAACAUGCUCGUUCCCAACCUCAAUUCCCCGCUGCCAGUGUCCUGGCUGCACCGCUUGAAUAUCCGCGACAUCCUCGGCGUCCCCGUGCAGGAGUGGGACUACCUGCACACGGCGAUCUGGGUCGACGAGCGCGCGCGCACGGGCAUCUCGGGGCCCGGGUCGAGUCUGUCGCCAGGCUUCGCGUACGGCAUCCCGCCGAUCUUAAACUUUGGUUCGGAUGUGUUGAAGGAGAAGUUCCUGCCCGAUCUGCUCACCGGCAAGGCGCGGACGUGCAUCGCCAUCACCGAACCCCAAGCCGGGAGUGAUGUAGCGGGGAUACAGACGACGGCGGUGAAGUCGAGCGAUGGGAAGGAAUAUGUGAUCAAUGGCGAGAAGAAAUGGAUAACAAACGGGAUAUGGGCAGACUAUGCCCCCAUGGCGGUUCGGACGGGCGGCCCUGGCCCAGCAGGUAUCAGCCUGAUCGUCGUCCCGCUGAAGAACCACCCCGGUGUCAAGAUGCGGCGACUGCAUGUAAUGGGCCAGCAAGCCGGCGGGACGACGUACAUUGAACUUGACGACGUCCGAGUCCCCGUCGAGAACCUCGUGGGCAAGGAAGGCGAAGGGAUGAAGUAUAUCAUGACAAACUUCAACCACGAGCGUAUGUUGAUUAGUAUCGGCGUCACAAGGCAGGCGAGAGUCGCCCUCUCGACGGCUGUGGAAUACGCCAUGAAGCGCGAAGCAUUCGGCAAAACUUUGAUGGACCAGCCCGUUGUGCGGCACCGGAUAGCAAAAGCCGGCGCCGAGUUGGAAACGUUGCAGGCCUUGAUAUUCGAGUUUGUGUACCAGCUCAACCAUUUGAGUAAGGCUGAGGCGGAUGAGAAGCUGGGCGGACCGACGGCGCUACUGAAAGCAAAAGCGGGCAUGGUGUUCAAUGAGUGUGCGCAGACUGCCGUCCUGAUAUUCGGUGGCAAUGGCUAUACGAGGACGGGCCAGGGAGAGUUGGUGGAAAAGAUCUAUCGCGAUGUUAUGGGGGCGAGGAUCCCUGGUGGUAGUGAGGAUGUCAUGUUAGACCUGGCGAUCCGCCAACUGGUCAAGAACUUCAAAAAGCAGGCUGGAAAAACAAGAACUAAACUAUAGCCAUGGGUCCAGGAUGAGAUAAGAAAGCCGUGUAUUCUCAGUCUGGGGACAGAGAUAAUAGUGCGGUUGAAGGAUCAGAACCUGGAAAAGAUG
This is a messenger RNA of Exophiala xenobiotica, 1422 nucleotides long. RefSeq lists its product as uncharacterized. The transcript has 2 exons. Gene Ontology annotation, molecular function: flavin adenine dinucleotide binding; acyl-CoA dehydrogenase activity. The record is from RefSeq and is a predicted model, not a curated record. Bases 1 to 1329 code for a protein of 442 amino acids. Lineage: Eukaryota; Fungi; Ascomycota; Eurotiomycetes; Chaetothyriales; Herpotrichiellaceae.